CAUCAUGCAUGCCCUAAAAUUAGAGCCCGUCAACCACUCAAGGCAACUGAUUGAUGUUGCGCCAACAAACACAAAGCAACCUGAAAUGCAUAUCCCACACACGUACGGUGACUUGGGCGUUUUUAUACUCGGCAUCCCAACCCUCACUUCCGCAGCGGCUGCCGUGAGUAAAAUCUCUUAAUCGCCACAAAUCACCGCAGCGGCUGCAUCACGGUCAACAAAGCCUCAAUUUUGGCAGCAUAAGUAGACAUAAUGUCCCACAACGAACCAUGGCCGCCAGUUCCACCCGACAUCGACACCACCAAGCUCGAGGUAGAAAUGCCCGAGCUCGUUGUCUCCGCAAAUAGCACGCUCUUCAGAGUCAAGGGGCAGCCGUCCACGGUCUACAAGUUCCGAGGGCUUCCUCACGAAUACCAACUUCAAAAGGCGCGCGGCGGCGAUUGCGCCAUCCCGGUCCGUGGGCGGGUGCUAGGCAAGUCGACCGUCGGAGCCGGCGAUGUCACUUUGUCACUACCGCAACGCCGGGAUAUCAUGGAUCAAAUGAUCCGCACCGUCCAGCAAUUGCAUGCGAAGCGAAUCGUCCACGAAGAUAUCAAGCUCGAAAACAUGCUUCUUGACAGCUGCGGUAAGCUACGACUCUGUGAUUUCGCCGAGGGGCGGUAUCUCGACGAGGAUGAGUGUCUGGGAGGGCAAGUCCACUGGCACUUCGAGUCACCGAACAGGCUUCGGAGAGGUGAACGGCUUGGAUACGGCCUGCCACCGCCAAUCAUCGAGGAUGACCUGUACGGCCUUGGCCUGAGCAUCUGGCAGUUGUAUACGGGCAGGACCCCGCACGAGGAUAUGGUUUGCGACGACCUGGGUCUCAAGGAGAGGCAACGGAAUGGAGAGACGGUUAAUGUGGCGGAGGUAGGAGAUCCCGAGGCUCGUGAUAUCAUUGUAGAGCUUCUCCGCCGAGGAGGAGCGCGCAUAUGA
Chaetomium strumarium is the source of this 972-nucleotide messenger RNA. RefSeq names its product kinase-like domain-containing protein. The transcript is spliced from 2 exons. Lineage: Eukaryota; Fungi; Ascomycota; Sordariomycetes; Sordariales; Chaetomiaceae. The coding region runs from base 253 to 972 and encodes 239 amino acids. Gene Ontology annotation, biological process: protein phosphorylation. Gene Ontology annotation, molecular function: protein kinase activity; ATP binding. The record is from RefSeq and is a predicted model, not a curated record.